AUGGUAAAAGAUGGCCAUGAGGUGGAUUUCCUCUGUUAUUUCACUAUCCUGGAUGACCUUAAGGCAUGUGGCUUUAACAUUCUUGAUGGAGAUAAGUUCUAUUAUCUUAAACCAAGAACUCCUAUUAGUGACUUGAAUGGGCUUGUACGUGUGAAUGAUGAUGAUGAUGUUUCAUCCAUGCUGUCCUCUUAUAAGAAACACAUGCUAUCUACAUUUGAGAUAUACACAUUGUCAAGAAAACAUGAUAUUUUGCCAAAUGAAAGCAUGGGAGAAGAGAUUCCUCUGGACAGUGAUCCCCAUGAUCCAAUUCAGCCAUCAACUGUACAAGAACCGGAGCUUAAUCCCUCAGAAGGUUCGCAUUUGAAGAAAAAGAAAACGCGAGGACCCACACGAUGUAUGAAAAUUAUUGAGUUAGAGGAAGGAAGAAAGCUGCCAGUAGAUUUUGAUGAAGAUCAUCAAGCAAUUGGAGAAAACGCAACAAGUUUUGUUUGGUUCUUGGGAGUAACGGUUCGAAAUCGAUCAUGUUGUCCUUUACAAGUGAAAAGAUGGAAGGAUAUUAGUAAUGAUGCUAUCGAGCAUAUGUGGGCAAUUGUACAGGAGAAGUUUACAUUUGAAUUACCAAUGGGAAGGAUGGAAGCAAUCAUCGGUCACAUGAAUGCAUUAUAUCCGGAUCAUAGGCAAAAGUUGAAGCAGAAAUAUUUCAACAAGAAACAUAGUUACAAAAGUCGCUUGAAGAAUAGGCCAAAAAGAGUCUCAAAAGAUGAUUGGAAGUAUCUCGUUAACUUAUGGAGCGAUCCAACUUUCCAGGAAAGGAGUUUGAAAAAUAAAGAGAACAGAUCAAAACGUUCAAUGCAACGCUACACAAGCACAAAAAGUCUUGCUCGACUUAGACACCAAAUGAAAAAACAAAAUGGAACUGUUCCUUCUCGUGUUGAGGUUUGGAUUGAAUCACGUAAGAGAAAGAAAGGAAAGGCUAUAGACCCUGACUCCCAAGAUGUGAUUUCUCAACUUGAUUAA
Molecule: messenger RNA, 1017 nt
Organism: Linum trigynum
Lineage: Eukaryota; Viridiplantae; Streptophyta; Magnoliopsida; Malpighiales; Linaceae
Source: the annotation of a GenBank genome assembly